CAAUAAAUCAGGACGUGUACGGCGUUGUGUAAUUACAUUUAAUAUAGAUGUGUGUGUGUGUGUAUCAUUAUACACAGUGAUAAGAUUAAACAUGUUAAAAAAACAUACGCAACUUUGAGGCAUUGUUGGUUUCCGUUAUCCAUUAACAUACAUUGAAUGCUGUAUCGUGGGUAUUGAGUUGAAAAUGUGUACACGCGAAGAAGAAAUAGCUAAUGAAAUAAAGGAAGAAUUUUGUAGACGAGUUUUACCGUCAGACAUAAUUAGAUAUCUUACAUGCAUCACCAUCCAAGAUACGGAAAAGGUUCAAGCAGUAGAGAAACAGAAUGGAGCAAUAUCUGCCGCUGAAACCUUAUUAGAGAGGCUUGUUAGACGUCCAGAUUGGCUACAUGACCUUAAAAGAGUGUUGCUGAUUCAAGAUGUUGGCUUAUUGGACUUUGGAGAAAAAUUAGAAGAAAAAUGUCGUCAAUUGAAUGUCACAGUUGGUGCAAUAGGAGAGUGCAUAGAUGGACAUGGAUGUGGAGAAAAAGAAGAACAAACUCCUGUCAAAUCACCAUCAACAGAGGAGCCAACUGAAUCACUGCCCAUCGAUGUGCAACAAGAAUCAAAUGCAGAUCUUCGAGAGCGUGUGAUAUGGAAGUUGUAUGAAAAAUUGUUUGAUUCAGUGAAAACUAAAGAUGAUAUACCCGAGGUAAUGAAUUACGCAGAUACAAUCAUCACAAAAAUAGACAAAAUAAUCCACAAAUGUAUUGUUAUAUCGUUCAGAAUGGAAACAGUAGAGAAAUUAGAUGCUUUCUGGAGUCUAUAUCACUCAGGCGGGCUCGUUUCGGCUUUAACACGAGAUAUUCUUACACCACAGAGGCGCCAACAGAUGAUUAUAGAGGCACACAGUAACAACAUAGAACUGUCAGAUGAAGACUUUCACUUUCAACUUAAUAUCAGAGAAAGUGACUACAUAUUUGCACGGGAUAUUCUGACACACAAAAAUGAACCAUUGGUACCAAGAAAUACCAUGGAAUCUGUCAUUCUUCAUGGGACAGGAGGUUCUUUUCUAACACAACACAACAAAAACACUGCGCUGAGAGAAUAUCAAAGAAUUUUAUCUUUCAGAAUGCUCCAAAUCUUCGAUGAUCCAUUUGUCCGAGAUUCCAUACCCGAGUAUUUGGUACAACUAGCCAAGUUAGGUGCAUUUGAGGCGGUGCAGCUUUUUUAUCAAUCAAUUAUUUACAAGUUAGAAACCGAGGUCAAGCGUGAUUUAGGAAAUCAUAACGUUUAUUAUCUCGCUUACCUUCUUGCCAGCGUUGACAAUAAUGAAUGUCAGUUGAAUUACAAUGGCGACAAUGUAGAUCUACAGAUAGGAGAAAAACAAGUAAGCUUCAAUCAAAAUGAUUGGAAAGCUUGUUUGAACUAUUUGAUGAUAAUUGCAAACAGAAUUAGAUUUAAUAGCACGCUAGUGAUGACUUUCCUUGCGGUUAAGCAUGUUAGUCAAAUUGCUACUGAAAGUAAUCAGAAUGCUGCAUUGUUGAAAUUGUCAAAAAUGGAGAUGUUCCCCCUAAUUGCAGGAGCACAUUUUGAUCCAUACCAAAUAGCAAGCCUUGCUGAAAAUGAAUAUUUAACACAUUCAGCUAUCUUUGAAUACAUGUACUACAAAUUGCUUUCAUGUAACAAUAUAUGUCGUGAAUCGGUAGGAAAUUUGGAUUGUCUUAAUUUUGAGCUGGAAAGGGAAACAGUAUAUCUCCUUAACCGUAUCAUGAGGGAAGGAACCAAAUUCAGAACAUUACUGUACGCACCAGAAAAGGCAAGUAUAGUACCGGAAUCCGACUCAGAGCCAGCCAGAUACGUAUCAGAAAAUACAGGGGGUAAGGUUAUCAAUACAUUUCCAACAAUUACUCUGCAUAGACCAUCCAGCGAUGUAGGUAGUAUGCAAAUAUUCUGGUUUAAUAACAAAAAAAUCAUUGCUAACCGUAUCUGUUUACCUGAGUAUACAGACACUACCAUGUCGUUCAUUUUGGCCAUUGCACAAGGAAUCAACUUGCAUGGUUCAGGAGAAGUAAAAGGUGAAAUAUGUAUAGAUCCAGCAGAAAUCGAAAGAAAAUCAAGAGUUCGAGCAAAGUUAUCACUAACACACGAAAACUUUAGACAAGUGUUUGUUGUCAGCUAUCAUGCAGUCUGUCGUGACGUCAAUGGCAUUCCUGGGUCCAUUCCAUCUAAGGAGGAUUCUGAGGAGAAGUUAUCAAGCAAAUAUUCCCCAAGAAGCACGUCUAAAUCGGUCGGUCCGUUAAAGAUGGAUUUUACUUCUGUUCCAGUGAGGGACGCUGAUAUUGUAUCACUCCAGAAUGCAUUUAUAAAUGGGAUUGACGUUAAUGAACUGAAUCUGUCUGAAACUGGAAUUGAUGUUUUACAAGCUUUUAAGUUAUGUAAAGCUCUAAUGUCAACUAAUAUCACUCAGCUGAUUCUAAAUGACAAUAAGCUUUUUACAAGAAAGAUUGAUCACAACAAAGAAUUGGGUUUAAGGAACCUGACGAGUCUUGAGGUGUUGGAAAUGCGAAACUGCGAGUUAGGAGAUGAAGGUAUGUUGGCAUUGAAAACCGAACUUGCACAGUUGAGGAACCUGAGAAGCAUAGACGUUUCAAAAAAUGAUCUAACUGAUAUAGGGCUUAGAACAUUAUGUCAGUCACUACUGAAUAACACAGGCAUCAGAGCUUUGAGAUUUCAUGAAAACAAUUUUGGUCCUAAUGGUGGAUUGAUUCUCUCAAUGUUAGUUGAAAGUUUGCAUUUCCUUGAAAUCAUCAAUGUCUGUUAUUGUGGAUUAGGGGAUGACGGCACUGAGGAUCUAGCAAAUGCCCUACAAAGCAAACAGUUGAGGAAAAUAAAUUUUCGUUGUAACAAUGUUAGUCAAAAAGGCGCGAUAAAGUUUUUCAGGUUAAUCAAAGAUAACAGUCAUUUGAAUCAUUUCGAAUUCGGUAAAAACGAAGUGGGGAUAGUACAUAGACAGAUAGGAACAGGAGCCGUUGCAGUCCCUGUUGAUGAAUCAGAUGAAGUAAGCGGAGUUUUUGUAGACGUGUUGAAAUCCUGUGCAAAGUCAAUCGAAUAUUUAGGUCUGUGGCAGUGUGGCAUCGGUAACACAAGCAUCUUAGAUAAUUCGAAAGUACUGUCAGGUUUUACUGAGCUCACUGAAAUAAUUUUACAGGCAAAUGAAUUGCAAGACAAGCAUGCAACCGCAAUUGGCCAGUCAAUGUCGUCAUUACCCAGGCUACAGUCUCUAAUGCUACGCUCAAAUAACAUUGGACCAAAAGGUGCAGCCGAUUUAAUCGAUGGGAUUGAGAAAUGUCCAUCUCUACGGACAAUUAUUUUGGAUCGGAACAAAAUCAAUGACUUUGACACUUUGAAAAAAAUGGUAGAAGUUGCUGCGAAAUCUCUUCCAUAUUUACAAAAGCUUGAUGUGUCCUACAAUGUUGAAAUGCUUGUUACUGCUAGAGAAGAUGUCAAGUAUAAAAUGUUAUUGGAAACGACAAGAAGAUGUCUACACGAAGCAGAGGUUGAAGAAGGAGAGAUGCAAACAAGAAUAGAGGGUACAAGUUUGUUGACGCAUGAAGAUCCGAAGAGAAGUAAAACAACAAUUAUUGUGAUAUGAAUGAACACCAUUUACCAAAUAGUCCUAUAGUUUGUGCUUUUUAUAUGAUUGUAUUGUUCGUGGUUUGUCUUCAUACCCAAUUGUGCUGAUUUUAAGUUGUUUAGUACCGUUUAUAUAUCAAUUUAUGAAAUGAUCAAUAAUAGUUUCACCAUUUUUAUAUUUUACACCAAUACAAGAAGAGAAAAGUUA
Mytilus californianus (California mussel) is the source of this 3820-nucleotide messenger RNA. RefSeq lists its product as uncharacterized. Lineage: Eukaryota; Metazoa; Mollusca; Bivalvia; Mytilida; Mytilidae. The transcript is spliced from 6 exons. The coding region runs from base 185 to 3631 and encodes 1148 amino acids. Gene Ontology annotation, molecular function: protein binding. The record is from RefSeq and is a predicted model, not a curated record.